CUGUCACUAGGGACCGGGGCCGUCUCCAAACCCUCCAGUUAGGUUUAAACCACAAAGAGCUCUGCUGAGUCUCAGUUUGCAUCCUCCUCUCCUCCUCCUCCACUCGCUCGCUCGCUCGCUCGGCUCUCGGCAGUUCUCCUCCUCUCUUCUCCUCUCCCAUCUGCCGGUUGCUCUCUGUGUCAGCCCCGGGCUCUCGUAAAAGGGAAGCUGAGGAUCUUGCUCUGAACAUCUGCCAGAGUUUCGCUCCAUAAAAUCUCCUCUCUUGCUGCCCGUGAGUCACUGAAACCAAACCGCCACCAUGGAGGCCAUCAAGAAGAAGAUGCAGAUGCUGAAGUUGGACAAGGAGAAUGCCAUCGACAGGGCUGAACAGGCCGAGUCCGACAAGAAGGCAGCGGAGGAUAAAUGCAAACAGUUGGAGGACGAGCUGCUCGCUCUGCAGAAGAAGCUGAAGGGAACAGAGGAUGAGCUGGACAAGUACUCCGAGGCCCUGAAGGAUGCUCAGGAGAAACUGGAGCUGUCGGAGAAAAAGGCCACAGAUGCUGAGGGCGAAGUGGCAUCUUUGAAUCGUAGGAUCCAGCUGGUGGAGGAGGAGCUGGACCGGGCCCAGGAGAGACUGGCCACGGCCCUGCAGAAGCUGGAGGAGGCCGAAAAAGCUGCAGAUGAGAGCGAACGAGGCAUGAAGGUGAUCGAGAACAGAGCAAUGAAGGACGAGGAGAAGAUGGAGAUUCAGGAGAUGCAACUCAAAGAAGCCAAACACAUUGCUGAGGAGGCUGACCGCAAAUAUGAGGAGGUUGCCCGUAAGCUGGUAAUCCUUGAGGGUGAGCUGGAGAGAGCAGAGGAGAGGGCAGAAAUUUCAGAACUCAAGUGCGGUGACCUGGAGGAGGAGCUGAAGAAUGUUACCAACAAUCUUAAGUCUCUAGAGGCUCAGUCUGAUAAGUACUCUGAAAAAGAAGACAAAUAUGAGGAGGAGAUCAAGAUGCUGAAUGACAAACUAAAAGAGGCGGAGACCCGUGCUGAAUUUGCAGAGAGGACUGUAGCUAAAUUGGAAAAGACCAUAGAUGACUUAGAAGAAAACCUAUCUACUGCGAAAGAGGAAAACCUGGGAAUGCAUCAAGUGCUGGACCAAACACUGCAAGAGCUGAACAGUUUGUAAAAUGUCAAGAAGAAUGAGAAAUCUGAAGAGCAAACGGCCCAAAGUUAUUUAAAGUGUCAUGAAAAUGUAUUUCCUACAUUCCAGCCACUUUAACACAGUUUUCUGUUUUUGGUAGUGAAAACCCAUAUUCCCCUUUUUAUAUUUAUGUUUUCGAUGGUUUUUGGCCAUACCAAUGAUUGACAUUCAGUUUCGGUGCUUUAAAUUGUAUUGUAGACAUAUGUCUGAGCGCAAAUAAUAAAAGUGAUGGUAAUGGUGAUGAUGAAAAAA
This is a messenger RNA of Lampris incognitus (smalleye Pacific opah), 1420 nucleotides long. RefSeq names its product tropomyosin alpha-4 chain-like. Gene Ontology annotation, molecular function: actin filament binding. Gene Ontology annotation, biological process: muscle contraction; actin filament organization. NCBI's taxonomy places the organism in Eukaryota, Metazoa, Chordata, Actinopteri, Lampriformes, Lampridae. Gene Ontology annotation, cellular component: actin filament. The record is from RefSeq and is a predicted model, not a curated record. The transcript has 9 exons. The coding region runs from base 299 to 1153 and encodes 284 amino acids.